AUGCCUUUCGGAACUCAAGAACCAAACCGUUGCCCUCGUUGUAACCAAGCUGUUUAUCAUGCUGAAGCUAUUCCAGCUGCUGGAAAACAAUGGCACAAAACUUGCUACAGAUGUGGCCUUUGUAAGAAAACAUUAGAAGCUAUGACCAUGGCUGAACAUGAAGGUAAUGUCUUUUGCAAACAAUGCUAUGCACGCAAAUUCGGUAUUCGUGGUGUUGGAUUUGGUAUUGGAGCUGGAGCACUCGGUAUGGAUACUGGUGAUCGAUUCGGAAAUACCGAAUCUCUCUCAAAUAAGCCAAAUUAUGCUGUUCCUCCCGGUGCAGCAGGCAACAAAGCUGUUGCAGCAGCAGAAGAAUAA
Rotaria socialis is the source of this 357-nucleotide messenger RNA. The record is from the annotation of a GenBank genome assembly. Lineage: Eukaryota; Metazoa; Rotifera; Eurotatoria; Philodinida; Philodinidae.